Molecule: messenger RNA, 2653 nt
Organism: Durotheca rogersii
Lineage: Eukaryota; Fungi; Ascomycota; Sordariomycetes; Xylariales; Xylariaceae
Exons: 2
Coding region: 144-2558 (804 amino acids)
Biological process (GO): regulation of DNA-templated transcription; DNA-templated transcription
Molecular function (GO): DNA binding; zinc ion binding; DNA-binding transcription factor activity, RNA polymerase II-specific
Source: RefSeq, a predicted model, not a curated record
GCGGGCUCAUACGUGCCUAAUCAGCCUGUUCACCGAAGCUUCUCUGCCCUCAGAGUAUAUGAGUACGGAUCCGGGGACACGAGGGAAGACCGGUGUUUCCAAAGUACUCUAUAUUGUAGGGACCUUUGGGAGGGUAGCAUUCAAUGCCUCGGCUUCCUGCCAGAAGUUUGAGCGACGAAGACAGCCCAGAGGCGAAGAGGAGGAAAAUUCGCAAGGGAACCCAUAGCUGUUGGGAAUGUGAGUCCUCUUACUUCCCUCCUUCUUCCGUGGUGGCAGUAAUCGCCGUUACCGGGCCAGCGCUGAACAUACCAUCCCAACGAAAAGGUAGGAGGAGGAAAGUUCGAUGUCAGUUCGCGUCAACUACGGCCACGAUCUGCGUAGGGUGCGAGGCCCGGAGGACUCCUUGUGUGAGCCAGGAGUUUCCUAAUGAACAGCCGCAAGCGCCGGAUCGCGGCCUAUCGCAGAGACUGAGUAGAAUCGAAGGUUUGCUCGAGAUGCUUGUGACGAGGAUUGCACCCAAUGCUUAUAUACCUGGCGCGAGGGAUCAGCGCCCCUUUACAUCCUCCGAUUCGGUCGAAGAUGAUGAGCUAGAUUCAUCAGCGGACGUGCUACGUCCGUCUGCGGCCGACCAUCCUCCUAUCAUGGGUAUCUUCGAUGCCUUGCAAGAAGACGGCGGGAAUUACGCGUCUGGCCGUGCGUCCUUCGUGCCGACUCCGGCAUCGACGCAGAGCAAGGCUGCCGUCACCGUCGCCAUACCUACCAUGCAUGCGCACAUAUCCAAAGCGUUGCACGCGGCCUUCCCCUGCCAGCACGAUAUAGAUGCCAUACUGGCCGCGGGUCCGGGCGCGUUCUUCAUAGUUAAGUUCUUCAACGGGGUUGAUGGGCCAUCGGAGCCUCCGUCCGCCCUUUCGGAGAUCCCGCCAGUCACCAGCCACCCCGCCUUGCUCGCGAAGCGGCUGAUCCAACUGACGAACUGUAUGCAAAAACUGUCCCCCAGCGAGUUGCCGCUGGGUUUGACCUCAAAAGAACCGAUCCGCGCUCAGAUGAACAGGAUGGUUAGCAUCGUCUCAGAGCUUGUCGCGUCUAACGAUGACCUUGUUGGCUCGGUCGAGGGCCUUGAGGCCUUACAUCUCGUCGCCCUAUACCAUGCCAAUGCGGGAAAUCUGCGUAAAUCGUGGCUCGCCUCCCGCCGCGUCAUCGCAGUAGCACAGCUCAUGGGGGUGGACCGGUGGGCGCGGCAGGGGGACGACAAGCCUCUCAGGUCCGUUGACCCGCGAUCGGACCCUUCGACACGGACUCGCGCGGACGGGCUAUGGCACCGGCUAAACUUUUCCGACCGGUAUCUCUCGCUACUCCUCGGCCUCCCCGCUACCAUCCUUGACGACGGCGUUGCCCUCGCCGACCUUAAGCAUAUGUCCCGCGAUGGCCCGUCAGAGGUACAACUCGAGAAGCUGCAUAGUGUCAUCGCUGGCGCAAUCAUCAAGCGUAACGCCAGCAACGGCGGCCACGGCGGCGGAAGUAGGGGAACGACCGCGGCAGAUGCCGCGUUCGGCGCCACGCAGGCUAUUGACCGCGACCUCGAGAUAGCAGCUAAGUCGAUGGGUGCACAGUGGUGGCGCCCCGUCGAGGUGCCCGCGGGCCCGCUGUCAGCUUUGGCGCCGAUCGAGCUCGUCCGCGCACACUCUCACGUCAUGCUUCAGAUGAACCAUCACCACCUGCUCAUCCUGCUACAUCUUCCCUACAUGAUGCGCGACCCCAAGGAGCGCCGUUGGGACUAUUCCAAGACGACCUGUCUGGCUUCUUCGCGCGAGCUCCUGCGCGCGUAUCUUGUCUUCCGCCGCCUUAGCGGCGCCUCCUCCGCCUGCCGCCAUACCGACUACGGCGCCCUGACCGCCGCCAUGACGCUCUUGCUUGGCUACCUCGAUCCCAAGCUGCGCGCGCGACCACACGACGGCCGCGGUCUCAGGGUCGCCCCCGCCGCAGCCACUAUUGCUCGCCAGCGAGCGCUCGACCGCGAGCUCGUCCUCGCUGUCCGGGACACCAUGAAGGAAAUGGCCGAUCGCGACGGCGAUAAGCUCAGCCAAGAGGCCUCUGAUAUCAUCAGCCGCCUGCUACCCCUGACGGAGGUCGACAUGGCGGCAACCGCCGCACUCCCUAGCGUGCAGCUAGAUGCUCCCGUCCGUCUCGAGAUUCCCUACCUGGGCACUGUCAACAUCAACCCGGUCCGCAGGUGGACACCGCACGAGCAGCACCAACCUGGACCGGAUGGUAGUGUAACGCCGUCGUCGACUAUAUAUGGGGAGGAUUAUGCUGCGCGAGAGGACACGUACGGGGCCACCGAUAUACCCGAAAAAAUGCUAUCGGAACCACCCGCCCAGCACCUCCAACCGGCGCCUUCGAGCUUCCUGGCCUCGCUCGGGGGGGACGCGAACUUCCCUUUCAUGCAGAUCGAGCCAGACCUUUCCUCGCAGUACCAAUCGCCUGAGCUUGCAGCCGACAUGGAUCGGUGGACAUUCCAAGGAUUUGACGCUGCCUUCUUCGAGAGUCUAGUUUCAUAGUAGCACCUUACUCUACUGCUAGCUCACACGAAUCGCUCAAAUCGCGUAUCAAUAUGUAGGUACAGACAACGUAUCCGUGUAGGUAUAUGUUUAUA